AUGGCUUUCAUACUUCAUACAGGAAAGGGUUACUCGACAUGUCUGGACGGCUGGAUACCCUUUAAUGGAUCCUGCUAUUUGUUUGCACACCACCAUAUGCAGCUUACUUUCACAGGGGCUGAGCAAUAUUGUCGCCAGCACAACAAUGCACAUCUAGUUCAUGUCAACAAUGCCCUGGAGAAUGCGUUUAUCAAAGACCAGCUCAGAGAAAAACAAACAACGACCUGGUGGAUUGGACUUACUGACGAAGAUAUCGAGGGAGUUUGGAAAUGGUUUGAUACAGACACGGUCGCCUCAUUCACAGAUUGGCAUCCCAAUGAAGGCGCAACAAAUGGCGAGGAUUGUGCCAUAUUCUAUUCUGUAUACGACUUCAAGUGGGCAGACACAUACUGCUCACAUACGUACUUAUAUCCUCCAUUAUGUGAAACACCGUCCUAUUUGAACCAUGAAGAAGUGAUUGUUGGAUGAAGUAUAACGACUAUGAAGUUAUGAAAAUUGAAUAAAACCAAACAAUGGAAACUACUGGAAUGAAGCUAUUCAAUGGAUG
This is a messenger RNA of Mya arenaria, 547 nucleotides long. Its product is annotated as asialoglycoprotein receptor 1-like. Gene Ontology annotation, molecular function: signaling receptor activity. Lineage: Eukaryota; Metazoa; Mollusca; Bivalvia; Myida; Myidae. The record is from RefSeq and is a predicted model, not a curated record. The transcript is spliced from 6 exons. Bases 1 to 468 code for a protein of 155 amino acids.